This is a messenger RNA of Gadus morhua (Atlantic cod), 1649 nucleotides long. It is a transcript of the gene tnfb, whose product is annotated as tumor necrosis factor b (TNF superfamily, member 2). Gene Ontology annotation, cellular component: membrane. The record is from RefSeq and is a predicted model, not a curated record. Bases 164 to 862 code for a protein of 232 amino acids. Gene Ontology annotation, biological process: immune response. Gene Ontology annotation, molecular function: tumor necrosis factor receptor binding. Lineage: Eukaryota; Metazoa; Chordata; Actinopteri; Gadiformes; Gadidae. The transcript is spliced from 3 exons.
CACACUCACACACACACACACACACACACACACACACACACACACACACACACACACACACACACACACACACACACACACACACACACACACACACACACACACACACACAUCCGCAGAGCACCAAAUCUCCUCGUUCCAACACAGACCACCUCACUGCGUGAUGGAGAUCGGGAUGGGGGCCUCGGGGAUGGGGGAGGGGAUGGUGCUGGUGGUGCAGAAGAGGUCUGCUCUAAGCUGGAUGUGGAGGGUGUGCGUGGCCACCUUCAUCCUAGCGCUGUGUGUGUCCGGAGCUCUUGUCCUCACUCACUACCUGAUGGGUCAUCCCAGGGUCUCGGUCUCCCCUGAAGAGCAAGUCGUCAUGGAGACAGAGCGUCCUCAGCUGUCUCUGAAGCGCCUUGGCAGCCGGUCCAAACCCGCCGUUCACCUGGAAGGGCACUACCAGGCCGGGGCCAAGGGGGGGCAGGUGGAGUGGCUCCGGGACCAGGGUCAGGCCUUCCUCCAGGGGGGCUUCCAGGUGAAGGAGAACCAGAUCCUGAUCCCCCGGAGCGGCCUCUACUUCGUCUACAGCCAGGCAUCCUUCCGGAUCGCCUGCGAGGACGGGGAGCAGGCGCGCGUCACCCCGCUCAGCCACCGCGUGUGGCGCUACUCGGACUCCGUGGGGGGCCCGUCCACGCUGAUGAGCGCCGUGCGGUCGGCGUGCCAACGGCCCACGAUCCGCGGCGAGGGGUGGUACAACACCAUCUACCUGGGCGCCGCCUUCCAGCUGCACAAGGGGGACAGGCUGUGGACGGAGACCAACCAGCCGGAGCAACUGGAGUACGAGGGAGGGAAGACCUUCUUUGGAGUGUUUUCCCUGUGACGCCGCCGCGGUAACACUAGCGGCUCUGUAGCUUGAAACUGCCAUUUGAAACUUGUUUUGUGGCUUUAAACGUGUUCUGUAGCUUUAAAUGUGUUUUGUUGCUUUUGAACGUGUUUUAAGCGGGGUUCUGUAGUUAUAAAUGUGUUUCUGUAGUUUUAAAUGUGCCCUGUAGUUUCAAAUGUGUUGCGCAGAUUUAAAUGUGUUCUGUUGCUUUAAAUGUCUUCUGUAGCUUUGAACUUGUUCCGUAGGUUUAAAUGUGUUCUGUAUCUUUAAAUGUGUUCUGUAGCCUUGAACUUGUUCUGUAGGUUUAAAUGUGUUCUGUAUCUUUACAUGUGUUCUGUAUCUUUAAAUGUGGUCUGUAGCUUUGAACGUGUUCCGUAGGUUUAAGCAUAUUCUGUAGCUUUGAAUGUGUUCCAUGUCAUUCCUAUUUGAUAUCUCAGUAGAGAUGGACUGCUUCAACAGACCAUGGCUGAGUAUCUCUCGAACUGCAACAGUUUGCAAUUAUACUGCUUUUCAUGAUUGUACAAAGUACAGAAUGACUCUCUCUAAUACUACUACGAGUACUUACUUCAGAGCUAACAAUCAUUUCGAUAUCUAUUUGUAUUUAUUUGUAUUUAUUAAUGUACAUAUUACACAUAUUAGCUGUAAAUUAACCUUGUAUUUAAUUUGUUUAAUAAUAAUAUUGUUCUUAAAUAAAUGAUUCAAAACAAUGUUUGUGUUUGUGUUUAAUUCUCUGCUUGUGUCCGUGGGUUUGUGUAACUGUGUGGGGUUGAAUAGCUUUUGUGCU